Messenger RNA from Cadophora gregata, 483 nucleotides. RefSeq lists its product as uncharacterized. The transcript has a single exon. The record is from RefSeq and is a predicted model, not a curated record. NCBI's taxonomy places the organism in Eukaryota, Fungi, Ascomycota, Leotiomycetes, Helotiales, Ploettnerulaceae. The coding region runs from base 1 to 483 and encodes 160 amino acids.
AUGGUAACCUUUUCCAAAACAAUCGAAGAUUUGGAGAAUCGAUUGACACGUCUCGUUAAUGAAGCUAUCAAGGACAAGUUUGGCAUCAAAGGCGGAGAUCACCGCAUUCGCUCUGCCGAUAUUGUCAUAGAUCCUUCAGCGGGUAUCCAAACAUACUACUUUCGGGAUGAGGCGGUAUACAACGAAGGUCCUUGGAAAGAUUUUGUUGACUAUAAGGUCAAUGGAAGGCUCACCAUGAAUACAACACCAGGGAAGCUCUUCCAGGCUGUCGACAAGGCAAUUAUUGAGGGGGACAUCAUUGUGAAGCUUGUAGACACCCCGGGUCAAUGCAUUGAUUGGGAUGAUCUGAGAGGGUGGCACUAUCACUCACCUGGAGAUCGUUUUGAUGAUGAAUUUGAUCACCUCCUUCCCUCGAGAAGCCACGAGGAGGAUCCUAGUGCAAGGUUUUGUGUUUGUAUCUACAGUAGUGGAGGAACCUCAUGA